Messenger RNA from Myxocyprinus asiaticus (Chinese sucker), 8573 nucleotides. RefSeq names its product RAB11 family interacting protein 3 (class II) (gene rab11fip3). NCBI's taxonomy places the organism in Eukaryota, Metazoa, Chordata, Actinopteri, Cypriniformes, Catostomidae. The transcript is spliced from 14 exons. Gene Ontology annotation, molecular function: calcium ion binding. The record is from RefSeq and is a predicted model, not a curated record. Bases 1354 to 5964 code for a protein of 1536 amino acids. Gene Ontology annotation, biological process: endocytic recycling; regulation of cytokinesis. Gene Ontology annotation, cellular component: cleavage furrow; recycling endosome membrane; midbody.
GUGAGACAGCAGUGGUUGUGUAUUGCUGCUGAUGAGAGAGAGAGAGAGAGAGACAGAUAUAACUGAAACAUCAUCCGUCGACUAAGACAACAAGACGCACUUCAAAAUUUGAAUGUCAGAUUAACGGAUAAAACCGCUGCCGAAGGAUUACAAUAAACAGGAAACGCACUUUAUUUGUGGGAUUAUCGGUGGUCUCGAGAUCAUUUUAUCCCGCUAACAGGCUAAUAACAAGCGCAGGUGGAUGACUCGCGCGACUCGACCUGGAUUUUCGCACGUGAUAUUGUUUAGAAGAUAAAUAGAGGAAUUAAACAUCCACAAUCGAACCAAAUGAACGGAUUCAAUAAACACAGACGGAAGUCUUCUGAGUCACACCAAGAGUCGUCUUUUAAAGAGUAAAAUUAAAUGUGAGGUGGUCGAAAGGGCCACUAGCUAAACAGCUAGUCAGAUGUUGAGGAUGCUAAUCUGUUAUUAAAUGGUUUUAUUUCCGUAAUCUGAGAACACACAUAAAGACAGCUAAUUAAAAACAUAUGGUCUGCUUCUGUGCCCUUGCAGAUAUGUUCAGACUGAGAAAAUCUGGUUUAUCUGAAAUUACUGAAAACACUGCCUGUUAAGUUUUCAACUGUGUUUUGUGCCAGGGAAUCUUAUAAGAAGGCUUUAAUACUUAUGUGGUUAUUAAAGGAACGUGUCAAGCCUGUUAUUAGUAAAUCAUUAUUGUAACAUUACACGAGAUUUGCCUAUGAGGCAAGCACUGGUAAGGGAAAUUCAAAGGUACUAGUAAAGACAAAAACAUACCUAGUCCAACAUUCUGAGUUAAAAGUGUAUUUGAAUAUGCUGUGAAACAUUUAUAGUGAUAAAGCUCUCUAUUUUCUGUAAUUGAUUGUAUUCUCCUAUAUGUUUACAGAUUCUAAGCUUGUGUUUUUAAUUAAUAUUUUCUGAGUUUAGUUUUAUAUGGGCAGUAAUCUUGAAUCAAGUAAUCUUUUGUGAUAUUGAGAUGUGGAUCAACAUUAAAUGGAUUAGAUGUGACUGUUUGAAAGCGGAAUAGGGAAGCGGGGGCAUUUUUUUCCUUUUCUUAUGGAGAGCUUUGCAUAUAGGAAAAAUAUCCCAUCAGGUAACCUGGUGCUAUGCUAUGGCAGUGAAACAUUAUCCCAAUUUCUGCAUAAGUAAACAGUAGCAGUUGAUUAUUUACAGAGAAAGUGGACUUUUAUGCAUGGGUAUCGACAAGGAUAAUUCUUUCGGUGCGUAUGCUGGAAGAGGUCACCAAUUGCUUUUGAAUUCCGAACAUUAUUACCUUGAGGGAUCAUAACAAAGGAUUGGAAUAUUUACAAUUUUCAGAAGAGAGAACACCACUUCUCAAUGGAGCAAGUUCUCUCCAGCCCUCAAGGGUGUUCCGAGUGGGAGGUGAGUGGGACAGGAGAGUGGGAAUCUGACCAGAAUCCCCUUGGAUUUUUCCUCAUGGAUAAAGAUAACAAUUCUGUUGGUGAUUCUGCAGAGAAUAUUGACAGACAUCAAACGCCCCUGAGCUUUGAUAAUAUUUUUCAGGAGAAUGCCAUAAACUUAGAUGAUUUAUUUUGGGCCUCUCAUUAUUCCGGGCAGACCUAUCCAUGGCAAAAUGGUCUGGAAUGUGUCUGUCCUGAAUGGGAGACUCAGUCUUCUCAUCCCCAAGACCUCAAAGGUGAGGGAUGUCCUGGAAGUUCAGAUGUUGUUGCUGGAGAUCUCAUCAGUUUUAAUUCAACGUCUACAAGUCCUACAUUCUCAAAAAGACCUGUGCAGACUCAAAAUAGCCAUUGUGACUCACCUGAGCAGGUUUUCAUGGAACCCACAGAGGAUACUGCCACCAUAAACCCUUUAGAAAUACAUACUGAUGGGCCAGACAUUGCUGACUUUGGCUUUCAGACAGAGAAAACACUAUUACAAGAAACCAACCUUUUGCUUGAGGACACACCUUUAAGAAACUGUGAAUUUAGCCAUAAUUCCCAAGCGGAAUGGACAUUUGUGAAUGAGAACAGUCAGAGCUCACUUCCACAUGGGACUAAUAUGACUUUGGGAUCUGAAGGCUUGUUGUCUAUUUCUCCAGUAGAGGUGCAUUGUACCGAUACACAUUCAAAUCCCAAGCCUAUAACAACAUGUCAGACACCUCCACCUUCAUGCAAACAAAGCUACCUCAAAUCCUCUGCACUCCCUCAUGAUCCCAUCCCUCUGGUGACAUGUGCAGAACCACUUGUCCCAUCAUAUAAUGAUGGCAGUGCACUCCUUCCAACGGAUGAGGUAGAGAUUUUGUUACCCAAGCUGCUUGUUGGAGGUCUGUACAGCUCUGAACAGGAGAGUAAUAAGCCCUCGAGUAGUAACAAGACCCUUGAUAAUGAUCCCCAGAGCCAGAAGAGAACAGACGCCAACAUAGAAACCAGUGAAGAAUCUAAACCACCAUCAUUUGGGUCAGAGACUGUAUGGGAGAGACUUUUAGUACAGUCUUACAUAUCACCUGAACCUUUUGAGGAAAUUUUACCCGAUUCAUCUACAGAGAACACUUAUGACAUAUCGUUGGAAAUGGUAGGUAAAGAGGUAAAGGAAGAGGCCAAGCAAAAUGCUAACAACAGUCUGUCUGAAGCUAAUACAGAACUCAAUUCAAUCACCCGUGUACAUUUACAAGUUGAAAGUCCUUUAACAGAAAGCCCACCUGAGAGUGAGUCACCAAUGGAGUCCAAAUCAGCCUUAUUAGUCAGCAUACCUGAACAUUAUGCCUUACUUGAGCUCUCACCUGAGUUUGACACCUUGCCAUUGGUCCACAGUCUGGUUAUGCCCAAAACCAAUGUUGAAGCCUUGUCUGAGUUGAACCAUGACAAAAAUGGAGACCUUAUUCCUGACAUCAUGUUUGACAUUUUGACAAUAGACAGUGUCUCUUGUGAAGAUGUACCAUCUUCAGACUGUUUAUCUUUUGAAACGGACAAUGCACAGUCAACAACAGAACAGGACCAACAGUGUGAUCCAAACUCACCUGAUCUCAUAUCUGAUGCACUCACAAAUGAAUUUCAGAAUGAAAUAAUGACUCCAGAAACCGAUAACUCAGACGGUGGCCUCAAGGCAACAGAGAUACUGUGUGCAGACAAUGCAACAGAUAACAUUGAGGAGCCAAACGCACUUUCACAUUUCCAAAAUCAGGAGGUUACAACUCUCAAGAGUGAGUCAGACAAUUUGCAAAAAAACAUUCAUUCACCGUUGCUUUGCAAUAGUGCUUUAAACUUAGAUAGCAGCAUAGCUGAUAACAAUCAAGAAUCAAAUACAUUAAAUGAAGUCUGUCAGGAACAAAUCACCAUUCAACAAAAUCCUCAGAGUGCACUUGCGGAAAAUCUUACGCCUGUGGACCAACUAAAUGACAGCUUGACUGCGAAAUCAAGUGCGCUUGUAAAAGAUACACCUGAAGAAAAUGUAACACCUCACCAUGACAGUCACAAUACACCACUGAAUCUUGAGAAUAAACUUUACAGUGUGUCUUUACAAGAUAUGGAGAGAUCCGAUUGCAGAACGUCAAGUCAGAAUCAAGUCAUUCCUGAUUGUGCAAGUAAUCCUGAUUCUGUAGAGCCCACUCCCUUUACCUGUAUAGGAGAUCAACUGACCACGACGGGUGGACUUGUGGAGUGGGAUCAAGGAGAGACCAAAGGGACUUCUAGCCAAUUGAGUGAGGCUACAGUAGAGGGUGCAAGUAAUCCUGAUUCUGUAGAGUCCACUCCCUUUACUUGUUUAGGAGAUCAACUGACCACGACGGGUGGACUUGUGGAGCGGGAUCAAGCAGAGACCAAAGAGACUUCUAGCCAAUUGAGUGAGGCUACAGUAGAGGGAGCCCCGCCUACACAUCAGGAGGAUAUCACACAUCAGGUGAUACUAUCACAGAUAGACCUGCCACAGGAACAACAAGUGAGUUCAGUGGCCCCCAGCUCUCCUUCUUCACAUAGAAAUGUCUUUCCCUGUGGACCUAGUCUGGACAGAGAGGCCUGUCUGACCUCAAUGGAGAAUAAUUCUGAUACUUCCAACAUUCCCAAACAUGCAGAAAUGACUCUGGAUCUUUGCAAGGCCUCUGAUUCUCUGCCAAUCAAGUCACUCCAUGACCAGAGAGUCCCUGUGGAUUUGAUAAAUGUGCCUAUAGUUUCUUCAUCAGCCUGUAGAGAUGAGGAACAGUCAGCCCUCCGAGCAGUAUUCCAGGCUUUGGAUCAGGACAGAGAUGGAUUUGUCCAUAUAGAGGAAUUUAUAGACUUCGCAAGAGCAUAUGGAGCCGAACAGGUGAAGGAUCUGACGCGGUUCUUGGAUCCCAGCGGUCUGGGUGUGAUCAGUUUUGAGGAUUUCCACAGAGGCAUCAGCGCAAUUAGCAGUGAAGGUUCUGAUCCAGAUAUUUACAAGACUCAGUUCAGUGCAGUGGAAGCCAAUGGACCUCCAGAGGAGUAUGAUGAGCAGGCGGAGGUCUCUGACAGUGCCUAUCUGGGGUCGGAGAGCGCUUACAGUGAGUGUGAAACGUUCACGGAUGAGGACACGACGGCUCUCGUUCAUCCAGAACUCCAUGAGGACGUGGAAACAGACAGCGGCAUUGAAAACACACUUACAGAUGGAGAUGACCGCAACGGUUUCACCCUGGGCUCUGAUUUGAAUGGCCAUACCCUAGUGGCUGUGAUUGGAGGAGAGGAGGAGCACUUUGAGGAUUUUGGAGAGAGUAAAAACACGUCAGACCUGCCGCUGGCCAAUCAGGAGGAGGGGAGGAUGGCUCCAGAGGGGGAGGGAGAUGCAGAGCCACAACCACACCUUGACAGUCCACUGCCCCGCCCACUGAUGCUGCUGUCACCUAGCCCCAGCUCUUUUCCUGCUAGUUUUCAGAGUUUCCUUCAGUCUGAGGCGAUGGACUUUUUCUGCACUCACUGUCAUAAGCAAAUCAGUCGUCUGGAGGAUCUGUCCACUCGACUGCACUUACUAGAGAUGAAUAGUUCCAGUAAGAGACUGUCCAGUAAGAAAGCAGCAAGACAUUUGCAGCAGUCCAGCACUCUGGAUGUAAUGGGAGAUCUGACCCACGAUAUUUUGGAUCUUGCGGAUCGGGACAUCACUGACAAGGUUUUACUGUUGGAGAAACGUGUGUGUGAGCUAGAGAAGGAUUCGUCGGAGAGUGAAGAGCAGCAUGCGCGUUUGCGACAGGAGAAUCUCACGCUCGUCCAUCGUGCAAAUGCUCUGGAGGAACAACUGAAAGAACAGGAGCUGCGUGCAGAGGAGAACUUACUUGUACACAUUCGUAAACACAGAGACGCUCUGACCAAACUAGAGCGAGACAGAGAUGUGGAGAUCGAAAACCUUCAAGCCAGGUUACAACAGUUGGACGAGGAGAAUAGUGAGCUGAGGUCAUGUGUUCCCUGCCUGAGAGCCAACAUAGAGAGACUGGAGGAGGAAAAGAGGAAACUCCAGGAUGAGGUGGAGGAUGUCACCGAUCGAUUAAACGAAGAAAUCGAGUCCCGCAGGAAAAUGUCAGAUAAACUGAGCCAUGAACGUCAUACCAACCAGAAAGAGAAGGAGUGUACUCAGGGGUUGAUCGAGGACUUGAGAAAGCAGCUGGAACACCUGCAGCUGUUUAAGCUGGAGACAGAAGCAAGAAGAGGCAGAUCGGCAAGCUCAGGUCUCCAGGAAUACAACACACACAUGAGAGAGAAUGAACUCGAGCAGGAGAUACGCCGACUCAAACAGGACAAUCGCAGUCUGAAGGAACAGAACGAUGAGUUGAACGGUCAGAUUAUUAAUCUGAGUAUCCAGGGAGCAAAGAGUCUCUUUACCGAGUCUCUCUCUGAGUCCCUCGCUGCCGAGAUCAACAACGUCUCCCGUACCGAGCUGAUGGAGGCGGUCCAUAAACAGGAGGAGAUCAACUUCCGUCUGCAGGAUUAUAUCGACCGCAUCAUCGUCGCAAUCAUGGAAUCCAACCCCUCCAUCCUGGAGGUCAAAUAAUCGCUGUGAUUGAUGACCUCUAUCAUGACCCUACCAUUCUAGGGUCAUUUAUAAACUGUAACAACUUCAGUGGGGAGGAGAAAGGCAUAUCAGACAGACCUGGAAAGGAUGUGAAGAAUUCAUUCACUAUGUUGAUCAAACAUUGCUUUUACUCAUAAAAUGAUGUAAUACGUCAGAGCACUGUCUGAUGUACGAGUGUGUGUGAUUGGUCCUUUCUUUACUGCAAAAAAUAAUCCUCUUUCGUUGUUUAGUAAAAAUAUCUAUAUGUCCUCAAAACAAAAUAGAUUAACCUGAAAAGCAAAAUUGCAAAAGAUAUUAAGCCUUGUUUUCAGAGAAUAUGUAUUUCUUGAAUUAGGUUUAUUUUUCUAACCCCAUUGGCAAAUUGUUUCAUCUUGUUUUAGGCAUAAAUCUAACAAACUUCAGUGAGGUUUAUGGUUUGUUUUCCAAAUAGGUCAGCAAAAUAAACAUAAUUUAAGAUUAAUAAGCCUUAUUAUCUCACACAAGAAAACGUAUCUUGUUUUGAAGGAUGUAUAAAUAUUUUUACUGCAAACUGUGACAAAAAUAGAUUAUUUCAUGCAGUAUUUUGGUUCCUGUGACUUCCCUAUGUUGGGAUUGAGGGACCUGUUUCCCGUUUAUGUGUGCAAAAUAAUGUAUGUUUACACUGACAGUCAGUGUGCACAAUCGUUUAAUUCAUGCAAAAAACAUGCAUACACAGGCUUGUGCAGUGUUUAGUGUUUUUAAGUUAAAUACCAGUGUAAUUCUGGGUAAAACAGUCACACCUUUAGCCCAUUUGAGGGACAUUUGCUGACCUGAGGGAUAAACGUGUGUAUUUGUUUGCAUUUUGACUGUUGUUAUGAUUUAGCUCUUAAAUGAGUUUGAUGACCACAGGUUUGUUUUGCUGAAAUCAGCAGCUUAUAUAAUGAAGUUAUAUAGUUUAUAUAUUUUUCUUUUACAUUUUUAAUUUAUUAUGAUGCAGAAUGCAAAGGAACAAAGAGACCAACAUCCACAAAUCCUCAUGUAUGUGAGGUUAAGGGGUGUUGAAGUGGUACAUUGUGGGUAAUCUUGUCGGUCCUGUGCAAUUUCUUGCAGAGUUGCAUAGCUGGAUAUCCAUCUGCCUCCUUCAUCCGGGAUUAUUUCAGGAAUACUUUGACAAAGAGACUCUUUGAAACUUAGAAACGUUCACUGGAGCAAACUAUGAAUUGCACUCUGAUAUUUUAUUUAGAGAAACUAUUCUUUACUAUUUAAAAAAACAGCAAAAAGCACAUAAAGUUCAAAUAAGGUGAAUCAAAAAGUGAAGCUGUUUUAAAGGAAGAUGAAAAAAAGGUUAUUGCUGGGGAAAAGGGGACACUUUUAUUCUUCUGCAGCUUCAAGCACUGAAUGGAACUCAGAAAACCUUUAACACACAAGAGAAAUGAGACUUUUCAACACUUCUGUCGUUCCUUUACUCUCUCUGCUGAACUCGGGUGUUAAUAUUAAUCUACAACAUUUUUAUCAUUCUGUCAUUGUUUUUCACCAUUUUUAUGGGCCAAAGGAAAUGAGAAUGUUCAAUUUUGUCUUCCACUAGAGAAAUCUCUCACCAUUUGUUCCAGUGCUUCAUUAUGGACAGACAUUUCUCUCAUCAGGCAGAAGCGCAUUUGAUUUUCAUUGAUUUUUCUGGGAGGAACGGCCAGUGAUGCUUUCAGGAUUGUUGCGAGAUUCCAGUGGAGAUAAUUUUCAUUUUAUUUUGAAUAACAAAAGAUUGAAUGCUGUCCUCAGAUGAGACUUUUUGGAUUGUGCAAACGCUGCAGUCUCUUUCUUUGUACAGUACGUUCACGCUGCACAUUUAUUUUUUUCUGUUCCCUUUAUUCUGACAAAAAUAUCUCAAUUUUGUUGCAUCGGAUAAGUUCAUAUGAGGGUUGUUUUCUCAGAGAGGAUGGUGGAAUACAUUUAAGGACAACUCCACUGUCUUCAACGUCAUUGACCAAAGAAGGAUCUAACCUUCUCGUCCAAACGGUCUACUGCUGUUAGUGUCUAUAUGGCUGUUUUAGAGCUACUGUAACUAUUUAGAUGAACACAUUGAAGUAUGGGAACAUUUCUGCCUAUAUGAACUUUGGGCUUGUUUGUGUCUUCAGCUGUCUCAUUUCUUAAUAUACUUACAGAGACAAUAAGGGAAGAACUGAAUUUAGUGCUAUUGAUCUGUCUGAUGUUCUCCUGUUUGAAAAUAUGUAUGAAAAUAUGAUUUAAGGAAACAAUCUUUCAUGUGAACACACAUUUCCAUUGUCCAAAGAAAACAUUUCACAACUUAGGAGUUCUGCUUGCUACUUAGACUUCAAAAGACUAAUAAUAGCUGUAAAUAAGUGUUAAUUAAAAAAAAAAAAAAAAAAAUAGAACUGAAGGACUCCAUAAUGAAGUAUAAAAAUGUACAAAAUGAUGUUUACUCUUAAUUGUUAAGGUAACUGUAUAAAUGAAAAAUAUCAGUAUUGUCUUUUGUUGAAUGAUUUGCUUUAUUUUGAAGAUGCCCCCUAAGAUGUAUCUUUUACUGUUCGGGGUCUUAUAGAUUUUCAAAUAAUUGUAUGACGCUUAAAGAGAAGUGAAAAUAAAAUUAGUCAUCAAUAAUUUAAGUGAAAAUA